Messenger RNA from Cladophialophora yegresii CBS 114405, 1692 nucleotides. RefSeq lists its product as uncharacterized. Gene Ontology annotation, biological process: transmembrane transport. Bases 1 to 1692 code for a protein of 563 amino acids. NCBI's taxonomy places the organism in Eukaryota, Fungi, Ascomycota, Eurotiomycetes, Chaetothyriales, Herpotrichiellaceae. The transcript is spliced from 2 exons. The record is from RefSeq and is a predicted model, not a curated record. Gene Ontology annotation, molecular function: transmembrane transporter activity.
AUGCCAUUCCUCGGCAUCCUCGACGACACCAAGAUCCCUCAUGUCCCUGGCACGGUGAUACUCGAAGAAGACGCGGCGCACUCGCAGGACGUGACGGGCGGUCUCAAGCAUGGCACGGGACGAAAUGCACACAUCGUCCUUGUGCCGCAACCUUCCAACGACCCCAAUGAUCCCCUGAACUGGCCCUACACCAAGAAACUCACAGCCCUGGGCAUCACCUGCUGGGGUUCGGUGCUGUAUGCCGCGGUCGUGAGCGCCAUGCUGAACGCCGCGUUCUUCGAGAUGUCGCUGGAAAUCAACACGACCAUCUCCAAGCUUGUCUUGACUUCGGGGUAUCAGACGCUCGUUGUCGGCGUGACGGGGCCUUUAUUUUCAGCGCUGUCUCGAAAAUGGGGCACUCGACCCAUCUUCCUGCUGGCUUCGAUUUUCUGCCUCGUUGCCGAUAUCGUGGGAUCGUGCGUCACCACGUACGAGGGCGUGCUCGCGUCUCGAAUUCUUCAAGGCUUCGCGAUCGCGCCCUACGAGUCUCUGGUAUUCACGCUCGUCAGCGACAUGUUCUUCGUCCACGAGCGCGGCGUCUACGCCUCGGCCAUCAACUUUAUCCUGGCCGGAAUCUCCAACCUGACAGGUGUUGUUGCAGGCCCGAUCGCGUCGAACAUUGGCUGGAAAUGGCUCUACUACCUCCUCGUGUUGUUCGGUGGCAUCCAGACGAUCCUCCAAUUCCUGUUCGUCCCGGAGACAAGUUACGUCCGCGACCGCCGGUACGAGAUCGACGAGCUGAGGAACGACAACCUCCAAGACCUCGCCGCGCUAGAGUACCAGGAUAGACUCGACAUGGAGAAGCCCGGCAUUGCAAGGCAUACCGAGGAAACAGGUGGGACCGCGAUUACGACCCCUAGUCCCGCAAACGGACCGCACGUAUACCGAAAGAAGACGUUCGCGCAGGACCUUGCCAUCUUCAGCGGGACCUACUCGAACGAGAACCUGCUACAGCUCUUCCUGGCGCCCUUCGCAGUCGUCCUCAACAUCGCGGUCUCCUGGAUCCUGAUCAUCAACUCCAUGUUCGUCGUCCUCUACGUGGUCAUCGCUUUCGUGCUGGCCCAGCUCUUCGCCCCACCCCCAUACCUCCUCAGCCCGGCCAGCAUAGGAUACUUGUCCCUCGGCCCCUUCGUAGGCGGUAUCCUCGGGUCGAUCAUCAUGGGCGCCCUCUCCGACCCGUUCAUCAAAUGGUGCGCCCGCCGCAACAACGGCGUCUACGAGCCCGAGUACCGCCUCAUCCCGUGCCUGGUCGGCGUCUGCGCGGGCGUCGGGCUCAUGCUCUUCGGCCAUCUCGUCUCCGCCGGCGCGAGCCCCUACGCCUGCGCCACGGUCCACGGCCUCAUGCUUUUCGGCGUCAUGUUCGUCUGCAUCGGCACGUCGAACUACGCGCUCGACGCGUACCGCGGGAUGGCGAAUGAGAUCUUCAUCGCCAGCAUGGCUGUCAAGAACGUUAUCCUGUUUGGGUUCAGUUAUUUCGUCAACAACUGGACCGCGGAGGUCGGGCCCCAGCAUGCCUUUUACGUGUGGGGCGCAGUCGCUUUUGGGCUCGUCGCUACCGUGCCUUUCAUGUAUGUCUUUGGAAAGAAGUACCGGAGUUAUUGGGCGCGAAAUAAUCUGCUGGAGAGGAUGCAUGUGCGGACGCAUGAAGAGUAG